Molecule: messenger RNA, 1557 nt
Organism: Amphimedon queenslandica
Lineage: Eukaryota; Metazoa; Porifera; Demospongiae; Haplosclerida; Niphatidae
Product: mitoguardin 2-like
Exons: 11
Coding region: 63-1436 (457 amino acids)
Biological process (GO): mitochondrial fusion
Source: RefSeq, a predicted model, not a curated record
CACUCUCCUCCUCUUCCUCCCCCACACAUGUCUAUGAUAUCUUGUUACUCAGAAGAGUAAACAUGUCCUCAGAGAUGAGUUUGCCCGGGGGCUCAAAGCUCCUUUCUCUCAUCAGACAAUUGCUGUCAAGUUGGAGCAGCAGCUCAAGAAGGACUAAAGUCAUUGUCUUCUCCUUGGCUGGUCUCUCUUUAUCAAUACUGGCAGCAGGUGUGAUACUCCGCCAGAGGAGGAGGAGAUACAGAGGAUUACUGGCUAGCAGGAUGAAAAGAAGAGAAACUUUUGGAACAGCGUCACCAGAUGUUAAGUCUCAUCACCGCAUAAACUCAUUCCCCACCCCCAUACCUGAUCUCAUUGUUGAUGACACCACUCAAGAGGAAGAGGAGGAUGGGAACGGACAGAGAGGGUGGAGCUCGGGUGGAGUCAGACGAAGACUAUCGGUGGAAUUCUCUCAACCAGAGGAUUACGAUACCAUUUCCGUGAGACAAGAUAGCGACAUUUUCCUGAGUUUAUCACAAAACUAUUCAACAGGCCCCCUCUCCGAUGAUUUCUAUGAUGCUACUGACCUCUCUAAUCCCUAUUCCCCUCGUAACAUGGCCACGCCCAUUAUUGAUUAUUUAUCGGAUUCAGAUGACUCCUUCGUUUCUGCUACCCAGCACUUGGAUACGGUGUCAUUUAAGCAUUCGUUCUACAUAUCAUCACUGGAAGUUGUUGAAAGAGGAGCAGUACCAUGUAGGACAAUGAGAACUGAUGUUUUAUGCUGCACUAGUGAAAGAGAUUUCCUAGCUAAGCUACACUGUGUCCGUCAGGCCAUGAACCUGCUACUGCAGUCACCAGAGAACAGAGAAUACCUGAUUGAUGCCGGGAGAGAUAUGGUAGUAUCACUACUGAUAAAAUCAGCAUACGAUGCUGGUCCAUUUCUUGAAGCUUACGAUAAUAUCAUUAAGUUUUGUCAAGUACCCGAGAAUUUAAAUAAGACGAACAUUGAACUGUCGGAGAGAGGAGUAGUGUGUAUGAAUAUAUAUGAUAUUGCUUUGGACUUCUUGCUGUUGGAUGCUUUUGAUGACUUGGCUAGUCCUCCUUCAGCAAUGCUGUCAGUGAUACAGAAUGGAUGGAUAUCAGAUGGGAUCAAGCAAAGUAUGUUAAAUACAGCAGUUUGGUCUAUUCUAAAGACUAAGAAGAGUUUAUUAAAAAGUAAGAAUGGGUUCAUGUACCUAUUCUACAGUCUAAGUGAGACUAUUUCCCCCGUCUUUGCGUGGGGUUUCCUCGGCAAUAACAAUCAACUCAACGAGCACUGUCAACAGUUUAAAGCUACGAUAAUGAAGCUCCUCAUUGCUGUGUUUUCACUGGAGACUGUUAGAUACAGUUCAGCUCAGACUCUUGCUGAUGACAUUAUGCAUCACACCAGAAGAGCUGUCAAUUCUCUUUCUAAUAUUUAGCAUCUUGUGUAUUUUAUAAUUAUUGUUUUUUAUUCAUUAUUAAAGACAAAAAAAUAUUGUUGGCAAUGAAUGUAAAUUUUCUGAUGCAAAGGUAUUGGCUUUAAAAUUUAUGAGGAACAAA